GCGCACCGGGAGGCGUGCGGAAGAGUUGCUGGAGCGGGCAGGUGGAGGGAGGAGUGGUCCCGACAGUAACUGCCCGGAGUUGGUGUGCCUCAGGAAAUGAUACAUGGGGUCUCAGCAUUCCUCUUCUGCCCGUACAUUUUGUCACCGAAAGAAGGAUGGCAAUCCGGAGGACUUACAGGCUGAGAGAGAGCAGGAGGAAGCCAUCGCUCAGUUCCCCUAUGUGGAAUUCACGGGGAGAAAUAGCGUCACCUGUCACACCUGCCAAGGAGCAGGCUACGUCCCAGCAGAGCAACUCAAUGAGUUGGUGGCUCUGAUCCCACACAGUGACCAGAGGCUGCGUCCUCAAAGAACUAAACAGUAUGUCCUCCUGUCGGUCCUGCUCUGUCUGCUGGCAUCUGGCUUGGUCUCUUUCUUCCUGUUUCCACAUUCAGUCCUCGUGGAUGAUAACGGCAUCAAAGUGGUGAAGGUCACAUUUAAUAAACAGGACUCCCUGGUAGUGCUCGAUGUCAUGGCCACCCUGAAAAUCAGAAACUCCAACUUCUACUCCGUGGCAGUGACCAACCUGUUCAGCCAGGUUCAAUACAUGAAAGCCGUGGCUGGCACAUACAUGACCACGAACGUCUCUGUCAUUCCCCCUCGGAGUGAGCACCUGGUGAAUUUUACAGUGAAGGCCGAGGUGGGAGGACCAUCUUCGUACUUGUACUUCUUCUGCACGGUACCUGCCAUUCUGGUGCACAACAUCAUGAUCUUCAUGAGGACUUCUGUGCAGAUUUCAUACAUUGGCCACACGUCCCAGAGCGCCGUGGAAACACAGCACUAUGUGGACUGCGGGGCGAAUUCCACGGUUGUUUAGAGCCUGCUGUUGGCUCUUCUGAGGCUGUGCCUGUAGAAGGAAGCUAACAUCUGUCCUCACAGCUCAGCGUCUGUCCGAGCUUGAUCCUGCAUGGUGUCAGCGGAGGGAGCGGUUCUCUUAACCCACGGAAAGCAUCCUUCCGCACUUAGGGGAGAGCUCUCUUCGCAGCAGCACCGUGUGCUUCUCUUGGAAUCAGCAAAAUCACUGCCCAGUGCCUAGUCCGUGCCUAGCAAAUGGCGCUCAAUUACAGUUUGAAGAAUUGAAUACAGAUAUUUUUGGCUGUUACUGAGUCUUUAUAAGUUGGGAUGAGCCAGGGUUCUAGCUGUUCAGACCAGAGUGACAUGAAGGUAGGGUGUUGGUGCAGCUGUAAACGUAUGGAUGCCGCCUUCAUGUACACAGAAGCACCAGCAAGAGGGGCAUCCAGAGGACCUUCAAGGAGCCCCUUAGUGGCUGCAUUUAUUUCCAUCUGCUCCCUAAUGCCCAGGGGCUUUGCAGAAAGGUUUUAGUGGUGCCCCCUUUUUUCUGACAAAGUUUUUAUAUCCCCACCCCCACCCUGGUCUAUUUUAGGGCUUGAUGUACCUUUGAUCCAUUGGCUGGACAUGGAUUGGGGAUUUGAUAGAAAAAUAAACCAUGCUUUUAAUUGA
Messenger RNA from Microtus ochrogaster (prairie vole), 1497 nucleotides. It is a transcript of the gene Tmem106c, whose product is annotated as transmembrane protein 106C. The record is from RefSeq and is a predicted model, not a curated record. NCBI's taxonomy places the organism in Eukaryota, Metazoa, Chordata, Mammalia, Rodentia, Cricetidae.